Molecule: messenger RNA, 669 nt
Organism: Pistacia vera
Lineage: Eukaryota; Viridiplantae; Streptophyta; Magnoliopsida; Sapindales; Anacardiaceae
Product: leucine-rich repeat receptor-like protein FASCIATED EAR2
Exons: 2
Coding region: 1-669 (222 amino acids)
Molecular function (GO): protein binding
Source: RefSeq, a predicted model, not a curated record
AUGCUCCUUGGUCUUUCUAACAACAGUUUGGUGGGAACAAUUCCUACUAGUUUAGGAAAUUGCACUUCUCUCAUCUUUUUGAACCUUGGAGGAAAUAAACUUAGUGGAGAAAUUCCAAAUGAACUAGAGGGUGCUGAACGUUUGAGCUAUCUUGACCUUACUAGCAACCAGUUUAAUGGAUCUUUUCCAUCUUUCAUUCGGAAACUUCAGAUUUUGGGAAUUCUUAAGCUGGGAUGUAAUAGAUUUGGAGGAAGGAUACCUGAAUACAUUGGAGAUCUCCAAUACCUCCACAUUCUGGAUGGAAACAUUCUUGGUUAUGUCAUCUCAUCCAUGUAUACAGGGGUAGAGCUAGACAUGGUGAGCAAAGGAUUAUUGCAACAACGCGAGGUCGUGCGCACGUAUAUCAGUGGCAUAGAUCUCUCAGGCAACUCUCUUAUAGGAAACAUUCCAUCAGAAAUAGGCAUUUUAAAAGGACUCUAUAUGCUCAAUCUAUCACACAAUCAGCUUUCUGGUGAAAUCCCAAAGACCAUUGGUAAUAUGUCAAGUUUGGAGUCACUAGACCUCAGUUUCAACAACUCUAGUUGGGAGAUUCCUGGAGCAAUCACAUUGCUGGACUAUCUCUCAACUUUUAACUUGUCUUACAACAAUUUGGCGACAGAAUUCCAAUAG